Messenger RNA from Bacillus rossius redtenbacheri, 2375 nucleotides. RefSeq names its product zwei Ig domain protein zig-8-like. The transcript has 6 exons. Gene Ontology annotation, biological process: synapse organization. The record is from RefSeq and is a predicted model, not a curated record. Gene Ontology annotation, cellular component: neuron projection membrane. Bases 207 to 1076 code for a protein of 289 amino acids. NCBI's taxonomy places the organism in Eukaryota, Metazoa, Arthropoda, Insecta, Phasmatodea, Bacillidae.
GUCUAUCUCUCUCUCUCUCUGUCUCGUGCCGGAGAAGAAGCUAAGGGAGUUCGGGUGGAAGAAGAGGGGGGCAGUUCGCGGGUUAGAGACCGAGAUGUUCUGGUAGGAGGUUUGCCGCGGAAGACCGUGCUGUGCUCGCCGAGUGCCUCCGGGGACCUGCGACGGGAAGAUGCGGCGACCGGAGGGCUAGGGCGACCUCCGCGCCGAUGGACCGGCGGCCCUGGACGUCGCCGUGUGGCGUCGCGCGUCUGGCGUCGGUCCUGCUGGGCGUCGCGGCGCUCCUCGCCGCCGACCACGGCGCGGACGGGUCGCGCCGCUUCCGCACGGACUUCCUGCAGGAGCUGCCGACCCCCGGCACGGGCCCGCACUUCGACACCUCGGUGCCGGGCAACGUGACCGGCCUGGUGGGCAAGACGGCCUACCUCAACUGCCGCGUCAAGAACCUGGGCAACCGCACGGUGUCUUGGGUGCGGCAUCGGGACAUCCACCUGCUCACUGUGGGCCGCUACACCUACACCAGCGACCAGCGGUUCGAGGCCAUCCACUCCCCGCACACCGAGGACUGGACGCUGAGGAUACGCUACCCGCAGAAGAAGGACUCCGGCAUCUACGAGUGCCAGAUCUCGACCACGCCGCCCAUCGGCCACCCGGUCUACCUGACCGUCGUCGAACCGAUCACCGAGAUCCUGGGCGGACCCGACCUGUUCAUCAACAAGGGCAGCACCAUCAACCUGACGUGCAUGGUGCUGUACGCGCCCGAGCCGCCGCCCGCCAUGCUGUGGAGCCACAACAGGGAGGUGAUCAACUUCGACUCGCCGCGGGGCGGCAUCAGCCUGGUGACGGAGAAGGGCCCCGUCACCACCAGCCGCCUGCUCAUCCAAAAGGCCAUCUCGGCCGACACCGGCCUCUACACGUGCGACCCUUCCAACGCGAACCCGGCCAGCGUGCGCGUGCACAUCCUCAACGGCGAGCACCCGGCGGCCAUGCACCACGGCCGCGGCUGCACGCGGCGGGGCCCGGCGCUGCGGGCGCUGGCGGGGGUCGUCGUGGUCCUCGGGCUCGUGAGCCGCGUCUAGCGCCGGCCACCGGCGUGACGUCACCGGGGGCCAGUCACAUCGCGCGGCCCGCCCCGCCAUCUUGGAUCACCCAUCCGCGCGGGGUUUCUGAACUCACCCACUGUCGGUUAGAAACAAUAACUGAAUAUCUCACAUCAGCGACUGCAGAUGACGUCACGAAUGUCGGCUUUUCGAAAAAAAGUGUCCGAAGCAGGCCGUGUGGUUUUUUCUAAGCGAUUCUCCAUUUAACAUUAUAUAUACACACGUGAGCGAAGCAUGAUCUCUCUUGAAAGGCUACAAGAAAGUGCGCGAUACGUGUGCAAUGGAAGUUGAUUAAAUUAUUCCCGGCUACCCUACGGGGAAAAAUAUCGUGGUUUUUAAAACUCAAAAAAGAAAAGUUUCUACGUGUGGAGACCUACUGAAACUGUGAAUUACGACAUGUAUCUGUGGGUGUUUCGCUAUGUUUUUAACGACUAAUUCUGUUCGAUUGAAUUUCGAAGACGUAAAAAGUCCCGCGAAGUAUAAAGUACACAGGUUAAAAAUAUAUAAAACCUGAUUCGUUGCAGACUAUUUUUUAACUUAUCUGGUUCUAGCACGUAAUUAAUUGUUAAAAAUUCUGUACAAAAUCACCGACAUAGGGACAGUCGAAGAAUUACCGUGUGCAUAUAAGAAGACGAAGCGAAAACUCUUUGUUAAUGUUACCACGAUUCCUAUGUACAUGUGGGGCAGAAAGGCACAAAUGUUAAAAACAAAACUCUUCUGUGAAAUUUUAUGGAUAUUAUUAUUGUUGUUUUUAACUCUAAUUUAAGAGUAGAAACAAUACAGAUAAUUUGAAAUUCGUUGUUGUGCCCAUUUAAUGUCUUUAACAUUUUAAAAGAUUGUCCAAAGUGGUGAAACAGUAUUCACAAAUAUAUAGAGGAAUGUAGUGUUUCGUUAUAAAUUUUUGAAAUUCGUACAGCAUUCAGCAGGAAGAACAAGUAAAGAAACACUUUUGGACAGUUUCUAAACAUAUUUGUAAUAAACGUUUUGUAUAACAUUUUAUGUUGUUUGUUCAUACACAACAAUAAUGAAAAUUAUGUUUGUGAAGUGGCAUCAGAUGUGACCAUACUGGAAAAAUUACGUUUCAGUGAUAAAACAUAUUUCCCCCCUUUUAAAAUGAAACAUGAUUCUGUGAUAAUUGACACAAUUAAAUACAAGACUGUUGUGCAAUGAAUGAAAUGCUUAUACUUACCUGUGUUAGAAUGCAAGAAAAAAAAAAUUAUGGUUUAAAAUCACGAAUUCUUCUUGUGUUUAAACUUGCUCUUCCUGUUAAUUAUAUUA